GGCCGGGCGCAGCGUGCCGUCUACCUGCUCCUGGUGCUGGGCGCCGCCGCGCUGUACCUCACCGGGCAGCCCCUUGUGCCCGUCGCCCGCUCCCUCACCCUCCACUUUGCGGCCCUGCAGAUCGGGGCACUGCUCAAGGGCACCUGCUACCUGGCAGAGGAGAUCUUCCACCUCCAGUCCAGGCACCGUGGCAGCUUCUGGAGGGCCCUGAGCGCCUGCUUCCCUCUAUGCUGGCACGGGCCCAUGCUCCUCAUCUGUGGCUCAGCCUACAUGGCUCUUCUGGAUGAAGAUGGGCAGCCACUCAGCCUCCACCUCAUCCUGGCCAGCCUGUGCCAGCUCCUCAACCUCGCUCUGGGACUCCACAAGCCCUCAACAGUGGAGAUGUCUGAGAUGUCUGAGAGGUCCAAGCAGAACAUCGCUCAUGGACUUGCCUGGUCUUAUUACAUUGGGUACCUAAAAAUAGUCCUGCCACGGGUGAAGAAGUCGAUGGAGGAAUUCAGCAGAGCCAACCCCAAUGUGCUGGCAUACAGGGAGACCUGGAAGCUCCACAUCUUGAUCCCUCUGAACUGUGACAUCUGUGAUGACCUGGAGAAAGCUGACAGCAAUAUCCAGUACCUGACAGACCUCACUGAAACCACCCUGAGCCGAGCUGGCAUUAAGAAAAGGGUCUACAAACACAGCCUCUACAGAAUCAGGGAUGAAGACAACCAGCUCUGGCACUGUGCCCUGGAGUUUGCCACCCCGCUGCAGUCCCUCUACGCCAUGUCCCAGGAUGAGUGUGCUGCCUUCAGCCGGGAGGACCGCCUGGAGCAGGCCAAGCUUUUCUACAGGACCUUGGAGGACAUCCUGAAAGGCUCCAAGGAAUGUGUGGGUACCUACCGGCUCAUCGCAUAUGAGGAGCCAGAAGAGGCAGAGACCAACUUCUUGUCCCGAGAGAUCCUCUGGCACCUGUGGCAGCAGCACCAUGAGGAGUUUGCUGUCCACGAGGAGAACCACACGCACAGCCCUGCCACAGCCCUCGACUCCACGGAGCUCAACCUCCAGAUCAGCGCCUCGGACCUGCCGCAGCCCCUGCGCAGUGACUGCUUCUAA
Merops nubicus (carmine bee-eater) is the source of this 1092-nucleotide messenger RNA. RefSeq names its product transmembrane protein 173 (gene STING1). Lineage: Eukaryota; Metazoa; Chordata; Aves; Coraciiformes; Meropidae. The record is from RefSeq and is a predicted model, not a curated record. The annotation marks the transcript as partial. Gene Ontology annotation, biological process: autophagosome assembly; positive regulation of type I interferon production; innate immune response. The transcript is spliced from 6 exons. Gene Ontology annotation, molecular function: 2',3'-cyclic GMP-AMP binding; cyclic-di-GMP binding. Gene Ontology annotation, cellular component: autophagosome; endoplasmic reticulum membrane.